This is a messenger RNA of Poecilia latipinna (sailfin molly), 1759 nucleotides long. It is a transcript of the gene mmp28, whose product is annotated as matrix metallopeptidase 28. Gene Ontology annotation, biological process: proteolysis; extracellular matrix organization; collagen catabolic process. The transcript has 8 exons. NCBI's taxonomy places the organism in Eukaryota, Metazoa, Chordata, Actinopteri, Cyprinodontiformes, Poeciliidae. Gene Ontology annotation, molecular function: metalloendopeptidase activity; zinc ion binding. Bases 134 to 1714 code for a protein of 526 amino acids. Gene Ontology annotation, cellular component: extracellular matrix. The record is from RefSeq and is a predicted model, not a curated record.
GAGGGGCGGUGCUCUUCCACCUCCUCCUCCCACAGCGCUCAGAGCGGCUGUCAGGGAUGCAGAUCAGCUGUGUGAGCUCUCUGGGACUGACAGCAUAUUUAACCAUGAGGAGACCAGCGGGCGUUGAGCAGAAAUGCGCGCUGUGCUGACGGUGUGCUCAUCCCGCCAUGAGCCGCCGACCUCCGGGCGGGACAUGAGGCUCUGGGUCCUGGCGGUGACAGCGCUGCUGGCCGCCAACACCGCCCGGGGAUCACCGCUGCUCCUGGAUCCAGAGGAUUUUCUGGAGAAGUAUGGAUAUCUCCAUCAUGAGCAUCAGAUUCACAAUGCAGUUGAAGUGCAAUCAGCCGUCAGAGAGUACCAGUGGCUCUCCCGUCUCCCCAUCACAGGGCAACUUGACAGCGCCACCCUGAGGCAGAUGGCAGAGCCCCGCUGUGGGGUGUCAGACGAGGGCAGCCAGCAGGUCUGGGCCCAGAGGGUGAAUGUCAUCUUUACUGGGAAAAGACAACUGCAGCACCGUAGGAGGCGCUCUGCAGACCAAGCUGAGAAGUGGUACAAGCGACAGCUGACCUACCAGAUAGUCAACUGGCCGCGCCACCUGUCUCUGGGCUCCGUCCGGCUGGCCGUGCGAACUGCUUUCCAGCUUUGGAGUAACGUGUCUGACCUGGUGUUCAGGGAGGCCCCCGAGGGCCCCGCAGACAUUCGGCUGGCUUUUUAUGAGGGGGACCACAACGACGGGGCCAGUAAUGCCUUUGACGGACCAGGUGGGACGUUGGCUCACGCCUUCCUGCCUCGCAGAGGGGAAGCCCACUUCGACAUGGCGGAGAGAUGGACGCUGAAUGGACACAAGGGCCACAACUUGUUCAUGGUGACCGCCCAUGAGAUCGGACACACUCUGGGCCUGGAGCACUCCCCUGUGCGGCACGCUCUGAUGUCGCCGUACUACAGGAAGCUGGGCCGCCGCCUGGUCCUGAGCUGGGACGACAUCCUUGCAGUGCAGCAGCUGUACGGGAAACCGUUGGGUAAUCUCCCGGUCAGGUUGCCUGGACAGGUAUUACACGCCGCGCUGCAGGAGUGGGAGUUCACCGAGCUCCAGAACCAGAACCUAGGACUGCCUCUGUACUGCCAGGGGAUCUUUGAUGCCAUCACUGUGGAUGAGAAGCAGACGGUGCUGGUGUUCCGGGGCAGCCGGUUCUGGACGGUAUCGCCCGAAGGCAGCGUGAGCGACCCGCUCCUCCUCCGCCAGCGCUGGCCUGGCCUCCCUCGGGCGAUAGAAGCUGCUGCCUUUUCCCCUCUGGACUCCAAGUGGUAUUUUUUCAAAGGGAAGCGGAUGUGGCGUUACACAGGCACUGUACUGGACCCGGGCUUCCCUAUGCAGAACGAGGUUCUAGGUCUGCCUCGCCGCCUGGACUGUGCUUUUUACUACACCCCUCUGGGUCACAUGGUGCUCUUCAAGGGCUCUCGCUACUUUGUGCUCAACCUUAAAACUCUUCGCCAGGAGCCCUAUUAUCCCCGCCGGCUGACAGACUGGACCGGCCUGCCGCAGGGCACCAAUGGGGCACUGACCCGCCCAGACGGCCGACUUUACCUGUUCAAAAAUCAGCGGUUCUGGAGGUUCGACCCAGUGAAGGUGCGGGUCACCAGAAAGGGCCUGUGGGCCAAGGAUUUAAACUGGACUGGCUGCAGCAAUAUACCUCGGAGUAAUGAUAUUCUUUGACCACCAGGGGGAGCUGCAAAAUUAAAAGUGCAAUUUAUUCACAUA